Boleophthalmus pectinirostris (great blue-spotted mudskipper) is the source of this 7736-nucleotide messenger RNA. RefSeq names its product B-cadherin-like. Gene Ontology annotation, molecular function: cadherin binding; calcium ion binding. NCBI's taxonomy places the organism in Eukaryota, Metazoa, Chordata, Actinopteri, Gobiiformes, Gobiidae. Gene Ontology annotation, cellular component: plasma membrane; adherens junction; catenin complex. Bases 349 to 3888 code for a protein of 1179 amino acids. Gene Ontology annotation, biological process: calcium-dependent cell-cell adhesion; multicellular organism development; cell-cell junction assembly. The transcript has 24 exons. The record is from RefSeq and is a predicted model, not a curated record.
ACAGCGGCAGAGCGCGUUCACAGCGUCACUUUUACACUUUGUUUCACUCGUUUGUCUCUCUCCCACCCCGAAACCCUCCUCUCCCUCCCCCUCUCCCUCCUCCUCCUCUCACCUGCCCAAAUUUGGACGCGCGUACACACACCUGUCCUACCUGUGCGCGCUGACGUCACACGCUGAGAGAACCUGCCGUGGCUCGUCGAGGUGCGGAGACCAGACUGCAGCGAACAUCCACAGCGACAGGACGAAAAAAAACGACACAAAACCAGCGGAUUAACACUUUUUGCUUAAUUUAAAAGGAUAAUUUACGUGUUUCAAGGAAAGAUCGCGACUACGGGGAGUUUUAAUCCAAUGGGGACCGCCACGUUUGCGGUUUUGGGCGCUUUGCUCCUGGUUUUACAGACCUCCUCCCUGGUCUCCUCAGAAGAUCCUCCAUGUUCUGCGGGUUUCUCCUCGGACGCGUUCAUCUUCAGAGUGGGAAGAAGGAGACUCCACUCCGGCAUGAGGCUGGGGAAAGUGGGUUUCAGCGACUGCUCCGACCGCAGGAGGUUUGUGUUCAACAGCGAAGACUCCAGAUUCAACGUUCAGACCGACGGCGUGAUCACGGUGAAGAGACAUGUGGUUCUACAUGAAGGACACAAGGACUUUAACGUUCACGCCUGGGACUCGGAGGGAAACAAGUUCACUGCCGCCAUCCGGGUGCAGCACGACGGCGGCCAUCACCACGGCGACCAGCAUCACGGCGGCCAUCACCACGGCGACCCGGAGCAUCAACACGACAACCGCGACCACGGGCAUCACCAGGGAAACCACGAGAAGCACCAUCAGCACGGACACCAAACUGAGAGUCCAACUCUUCCAGUUGUUGCCGUUGAAGAUGCUCCCAGCCGCCAGAAGAGACAAUCUCUGGAAGAGGAUGUGGUCAUUUACUUUCCCAAAGCGACUAAAGGUCUGAAGAGAAGGAAGAGAGACUGGGUGAUCCCUGAUAUCAACAUACCUGAAAACGGCAGAGGACCCUUCCCCAAGAAAGUGUCUCAGAUCCGCUCGUGCGACGACAAAGACCGUGUGAUCUACUACAGCAUCACCGGCCCCGGAGCAAACCAGCCUCCUGUCGACCUCUUCACUAUGGACAAGUACACGGGCAUCCUGUACGUGACCCGGCCCCUGGACCGAGAGGUCCAGUCCAACUACACUUUCGAGGCUCAUGCUGUGGCAGAAGGUGCCGGUCAGGCUGAAACCCCCAUGGAGAUUAACGUCAUCGUGAUCGACCAGAACGACAAUUGCCCCAUUUUCACCAAAGACACCUACAUUGCCGAAGUGGCCGAGUCUUCACCCCUCAACUUCGAGAUCUUCCAGGUAACGGCCACUGACGCAGAUCAGCCUGGGACUCUGAACGCCGACAUCCGCUACAAAAUCAUUGACCAGGAUCCGAAGGCUCCCGCCCCUGACAUGUUCACUAUAAACUCCGUCACCGGCUUCAUCCGAGUGAACGCAAAAGGACUGGACCGAGAGAAAAACCCAAAAUACACUCUGGAGAUCGAAGCCGCCGACAUGGUAGGAGAAGGACUCACCGGGAAAACCAAAGUCAUCCUGACUGUGACCGAUAGCAACGACAAUGCGCCGGUCUAUACAGAGACCCAGCUGGAAGAGGAUGUGGUCAUUUACUUUCCCAAAGCGACUGAAGGUCUGAAGAGAAGGAAGAGAGACUGGGUGAUCCCUGAUAUCAACACGCCUGAAAACGACAGAGGACCCUUCCCCAAGAAAGUGUCUCAGAUCCGCUCGAGCGACGACAAAGACCGUGUGAUCUACUACAGCAUCACCGGCCCCGGAGCAAACCAGCCUCCUGUCGACCUCUUCACUAUGGACAAGUACACGGGCAUCCUGUACGUGACCCGGCCCCUGGACCGAGAGGUCCAGUCCAACUACACUUUCGAGGCUCAUGCUGUGGCAGAAGGUGCCGGUCAGGCUGAAACCCCCAUGGAGAUUAAAGUCAUCGUGAUCGACCAGAACGACAAUCGCCCCAUUUUCACCAAAGACACCUACAUUGCCGAAGUGGCCGAGUCUUCACCCCUCAACUUCGAGAUCUUCCAGGUAACGGCCACUGACGCAGAUCAGCCUGGGACUCUGAACGCCGACAUCCGCUACAAAAUCAUUGACCAGGAUCCGAAGGCUCCCGCCCCUGACAUGUUCACUAUAAACUCCGUCACCGGCUUCAUCCGAGUGAACGCAAAAGGACUGGACCGAGAGAAAAACCCAAAAUACACUCUGGAGAUCGAAGCCGCCGACAUGGUAGGAGAAGGACUCACCGGGAAAACCAAAGUCAUCCUGACUGUGACCGAUAGCAACGACAAUGCGCCGGUCUAUACAGAGACCCAGUUCACAGCCACUGUCCCUGAAAAUAAGGAAGGUGCCCAGGUGGUAAAGAUGUUGGUGACAGAUAAAGACGACCCCCACACUCCCGCCUGGAACGCCAAAUUCACCAUCAUCGACGGCAACCAGAAUGGACUCUUCGCCGUAGCAACAGGCAUUAACAAACAGGAGGGAAUCAUCACCACGGCCAAGGGCCUGGACUUCGAGAAGACUCAGAAGCACACGCUGCUGGUCGCCGUGGAGAACGAGGUGCCCUUUGCCGUCCCUCUGCCCACGUCCACGGCAACGGUCGUCGUCACGGUAACUGAUGUAAACGAGCCGCCCAUCUUUGAGCCCGUCGUGAAGAAGGUCUCCAAACGCGAGGAUCUGGCUGUGGACCAGGAAGUGGUCCUGUACACGGCCUUCGACCCUGAUACAGCGCGCAAUCAGAAAGUCAUGUACCGGAUCGUGAGUGACCCGGCCGGGUGGCUGAACGUGGCCAAAGACACGGGUCUGGUGACGGUGAAGUCGCCGAUGGACAGAGAGAGUUUGUUUGUGAAAGAAAACGACAUUUACACGGCGCUGAUCGGAGCCUACGACGACGACGAGGUGCCGGCCACAGGGACGGGGACUCUGGAGAUUCAACUGAUCGACGUGAAUGACAACGGCCCGUCCAUCGAGGAGCGCAGCUUCAAGGUGUGUAACAAAGAGCCCGCCCCUCAGCUGCUCACCGUCACAGACAAAGAUGGACCUGGGUUUGCUGCUCCCUUCACUGUGCUUCUGGAAGGUUCCACCAAGGCGAACUGGACCGCACGCAUGAACGAGACCAAGACGGGCAUCGUGCUGCAGUUGGCCACGGAGCUGGAGCCCGGCGAUUAUAACGUGGAGCUGCACGUGACCGACACCGAGGGCGAGGCGCAGAUGUCCACGGUCCAGGCGCAAGUGUGCGCCUGCAAAGGCCCCGACGUCAUGUGUGACGACCGCGCCAUCGGCGGAACCCCCCUCCCCCUCAUCCUGGGCGUACUCGCCGGGAUCAUGCUCCUGCUCAUGCUGGUGCUGCUGUUGCUGCUUUUCGCUCGUCGUAAACGAGUGGAGCAGAAAGAACCUCUGAUCCAAGACGACAUCCGAGACAACAUCUACUACUACGACGAAGAGGGCGGAGGAGAGGACGACCAGGACUAUGAUCUGGGUGUGCUCCAUCGUGGCCUCGAUAACAGACCUGACAUCUUCAGGAACGACGUGGCUCCAUCUCGUGAAUUCAUUCAGGUUCCUCAGUAUCGCCCAAGACCCGCCAACCCGGACGAGAUCGGCAACUUCAUCGACGACAACCUGAAGGCGGCGGAUAACGACCCCACGGCGCCUCCGUACGACUCGCUGCUGGUGUUCGAUUACGAAGGCGGCGGCUCGGACGCCGGUUCGCUCUCCUCGCUGAACUCGUCGAGCUCCGGGGACCAGGACUACGACUGCCUCAGCGACUGGGGUCCGCGCUUCAAGAAACUCGCCGACAUGUACGGGGGCGGAGACGACGACGACAUGAUCUAAACCCACAAAAAAACAUUACAAACGCUCACUUUUAGACUAGUUUACAGAAAAGUCAGCGAGAUCCAACCUUAAAGAUCCACUGUGUAACUUUUUGGAUAUGGAGAAGUGGCUGUUUGGUUUAGAAUGUUCCAGAGUGUGACUUUAAACAACUUUACUUGACCUUUAUUCAAUUACAGGUGGUUUUAUGUCUCAAAAAUCCUUAAAAAACAAACAUUCUGACUGUGAGUGGGGUCACCUCUCCACAGAUCUGACCUGUAACUCUGUCUGGUUUGGUCUCCAUGACAGCAGAAAGGUUUGAUGACAUACUGAGGAACAUUCUAGUCUAAGAAAUAACAUCUCUAAUAAUAACACGUUGGUUUUAUGUAGUGCUUUUCUGGACACUCAAAGACCAAAAGUGUUUGAAGAAGCCUCCAGCAGAAAAGUUCCACAGUGCAGCUUUAAGAUCUGCAUAAUUUUAGGACGUUUUUUUAAGUCUGUUCAGAAAUGUAAGUGCAGAUUUAACGGAACGAUCUUCAAAUCCAGGGAAAUGUAUUAAAAUCUGACAAAAAUAGCUUUAGAACGUACACAACGCCUUAAAGCGGAAAUAUAAGACUGUUCCCUCGUCACAAACCCCAGGAGCUUCUAGAGUCAUCCGUGCAUGUUUGAGUAAUCUAGAGAUCUCUCCUGUGGCCUUUUCAAACCCAACAAUUCUCCAUAAAUACACUGCAAAAAACAUUAAGACUUAAAGUAAGAACAUUUGAUUUUAUUUGAGUCAAUUCAAUUCCACAAGUAAAAUUAUCGACCAAUGGAAUAAGUGUUUUUCUUAAAUCCGUGUGUCAUUUGUUAUUUUAAAUUUCUAUUAAGAAGAAGAAAACGAUGAAAUGGGAAAACGGUUCAUUUCAUUUUUCUGUUUUAGUGUCAAACAAAAAAACAUCUGUAUUUAUAAUAAUUAAAAGUUUAUUUCUGAUUAACUUUAAAUCAAACCCCAGAGAGAAUAAAAUAUCAAAAUCUGUAAAACAGUCAAUGGAUUUUAAACAGGAAAUGAAAAUAUUUUGUACAUAAACGUUGAAUUGUGACGAGUGAAAUAAGAUUGAAGAGUUGGAUUAUCAAAAUUAGUGUUAUUUGAAAUUAACUUUGAAUUAAAAUUGGAAAUGGAGAAAAUCUGUUGAUCUGUUUUUUAGUUUGACACUAAACCGGGAAAAUGAAAUAAACUGUUGUAUUGUUUUUCUUUCUAAAUUGAAAUUCAAAAGAACAAAUGGGACACAAACCUUAAUUCAAGCAACAUUAGAUUUAGUUUUAUUCUAAAUGGAAAGAGUUUUUUUUUUUUUAACGCAGCAACAUUUAUUUUCAUAUUUAAACUACAAAAAGUCUUGUUCCAUCGGGAGAUAAUUGUACCUCUUCAACUGAAACUCAAAUCAUGAUCAAACUUUCUUGAUUCUGGUCGUCUGAACUUUAGAUUUGAGUUUUUGCAGCUCCGACUGUGUUGCGAUGGUGCUCUGAAGGGGGAGGGACUUAGCAUAGAGAACGAAUAUAGUAUUUUCGAAACGAUAAAAGAAACACGGUGAUCUGAAUGUGACGUGUUCGAGUCACGUUCCACCGAUUUUAAAAAAAAAAAAACAGCGCUGCAGUUUGGAAAUUUUACAUUCAAAUCUGAACUUCGUCUGAAAAAUGAGGGAAAUUCGGAUUGAAAAGGACAAUUUUACCAAAUCCUGAAACGACCGAAAUAUGACCAAAGGACGGCAACAAAACCAUCCAAAAAUGUAUUCCAUAUUUGUUAGAAUUGCACAUUUUUCUGACUCAAAUAUAUCGAGUCUUCAAAUUAGUUUUUAAAAAAAAAUUCAGCUCUGGAAUGUUUUUUCGUUUAACAAAUCAGAAAAUUUGGUCAAAACAUUGAAAUACAAUAUGUCCUCCAGAUUUUCUAUUAAAGUCUACUGAUAUAAAAACUGUUCAUACAUUGUUUUUGGACGUUGCCAUGGAUACGUGCCUCUGAAAACCGAGCUGCCGCCAUCACGAGGUCACGGCAGAUGUUUUGUUUUUGGCGCUUGAGCUUUAGGCGUUUGGCGAGUUCAGAUUUUUGAGUUCGAAGCCUGUUUCACCACAAUAACGAACAAAAACGACGGAAAAGCCAAAAAGAAGCAGUGGAGCAGUUUGUUUAAAACACGACUCUUACAUUUGUGUAGAAAAUAUUAAAAGAAAUUGUUUUCAUUUCCUGUUUAUUAAAGAAAAAUCCAUUGGCUAUUUUAAAGAUGCACUGUGUCACUUUUCUGAUGACCUGCUUGUUUCCAUGGUGACGACGUUACUUUUAAACUUCAGUGCAAAAAGUACGAGAAAACGACUUCAAGAACAAAAACGAUGCAAAUCCACAAAGUCAAACACGAGUUUAAACGAGGAACAAACGAAGAACGUGGAGCAAACGAAAAAAUUGUGAAGACAAACGUGUCGUCGUCAAAAGUCUGUGUCAUUCGUUCUUUUGUUUUUCAAAAUAAAACCAAAAAUGUAAAAAAUGAAUUUUUUAUUUUGUUUUUAAAUAAAAAAUGGAAAAAACGGAUAACAGUUUCCCGUUUCCGUGACUUAAACUGAAAUGCCAGACUGAACCAGGACCGAACCGUUUUUUGUCCCAGCCUCAGUCCUGGUCCGGGUCUCGGUCCUGGUCCUGGACCUGGUUCAGUCCGUAUGUGGCACAAUAAUCCGGCAUCUCAGUUUAAGUCAUGGAAACGGAAAAUGGUCGUAAUCCCUUUUUUCCAUUUUUCAUUUAAACACGAAUCUUUAUCCGUUUUUUUCCAGCUUUGAUUUUGUGAGGUUUUUUUUUUAAUUUAUUUUGGUUUUGGAGACAAAUAGUUGUUUUUUUUUCAUUUUCUUAUCUUUGGUUUUAUUUUGAGAAAUGAAUGAACGACACGUGGAUUAUCAAAUGCGCCACAAAUAGAAAAACGCCACAUAAAACGACCGACUGACGAUAAACUAAGAAACGACAUCACGAAUCUGUUAAAAUAACGAUUGACGUGUAAAUGUGUCACUGUAAAAUCUGGAGUAAAAUACGAUCAAAUAAAACAUCUACAGGCAGAUUUAUAUUAUUAUAAACACAGAGAGCGCCCCCUGCAGGCUGUGGCGACUCUACGCCGCGUUUUUCUGUGUUUUCUUGUUUUGCUUCUCUAUUUGCGGCACAUUUGACGACGGCGCGUUUGUCUUCACGUUUUGUCCGUUUGCUCCACGUUCUUUGUUUCUCGUUUAAACUCGUCUUUGACUUUGUGAAUUUGCGUCGUUUCUGUUCUUGAAGUUGUUUUGUUUUGUUUGCGCCAUCGCGUUUGGCCGCCGUCAGACACCGUUCACAUCUGUGGAGAAGCGACCGCUAGAAAUGUUACACAGUGCAGCUUUAACAAGACUCGUGAAAUCCAAAACUUUAAAAACUUUUUGUGCCAAAAAAAAAAAUUUACUUUUUUUUUUUUCCCAGAUAAUAUUCAUGUCCGUUCCGUCGUAUCUUUAACUCUAAACGUUUUACACUGGAGUCUUUUUGCCGUUCUUGUUGUGAAUCAGGUUUAACUUUACGUUGAGUUGAAAAUGUUUAAUUUUUUUUACAGUAAGUUGCUGGUUUUACACCGGACGCUCGCUUUUGCACUGUCACGCCUUCCACUUGUACAGUUGCUUUGAGAGGUGUUUGAGUUUGUUCUGAAAUCCUUGGUGGAGCAGAAAUCUGAAAUGUUUGAGUUUUAAAAUGUUUUGUGUUUGUUUUUCUCGAUGCCUUUUUCUUACACUGUAGACGACACAAACGCUGGUGUGUGUUCUGGUUUGUUUUUAUAAAGUUAUCUUAAUAUACGACUGUGAAUGAGUGGGUUUUUUAUCUGCAAAUAAAAAUUAUAGUUAAUAUUUGAAAA